AUGGCGGGCAUCGCUUUUGGUGCGCCUUCCAAUCUCACUACGCACUCAAUCGAUCUUGCGCCUGUCUAUACCAAUGGCACCGUCAGCGUGGAGCAUCUUUCUGUGGCCGGAAACCUCGAUGGCUUCAAGAUGGUCACUCCUGCUGCUCGCAAGAGUGCCGAUUUCUGGUACUUUGACGUCUUCUCCAGCGCCAGCAACCAGACGCUCAACAUUGUCUUCUUCAAUUCCGGCGAAUUUUCCCAGUACCCGCAUCCGCUCGCCGUCCAGGUCUCUGGCGUAUACGCCAAUGGGACCAGCUUCUACUUUGAGGCUUUAGCCGACUUGGGCGUCUCCCUCACUAACGGCCCCGAUGGCAUCACGGGUGAGUGGAAGGGCAUUGGCUCUUUCAAAGGCUCAGCUCUGGACGAGCCCAAUGUUGAGUACACUAUCAACCUCGAUUCCCCUCAAAUGGACAUUUAUGGCACCAUUGUCUUCAAAUCGGUAGGCUCAUCUUUGGCCAACAUCACUGCCUCGCUAAUUCAUACGAAACAACAGAUUGCCCCCUCGCACUAUCCGUGUGAGCUGAACGGAGCUGUGGGUGCCAAUCAAAACCUGCUGCCCAGCUUGUAUUGGGCCAACGCCGUACCUGAUGCCAAUACCGUUGUUGAAUUGCAAGUCAGCGACACCACUAUUAGCUUCAACGACGGUGUUGGUUACCACGACAAGAAUUGGGGCAAUAAGUCCAUCAUCGACGUUCCUCGUUACUGGGACUGGGGUCACGGCCGCCUUGGUCCUUACUCUGUCGUCUGGUACAACCUCCUGGACUAUAACGGCAACGAAUCACGCCGCUCUUUCGUCACAAAGGAUGGCGAAGUCUUGCUUGUGAGCUGCAGCUCUGACGCUCUGAUCGUGCGACAAAAGGGUGGACAGGCCGCUUGGCCCCCUACCACCGGUCUGCUUGAAACUGAGGGCCUGUCAAUCAAUUACACACUGCCCGAUGGAGAGAUUUUCGCCAUCGACGUGACGACUGAGCUGAUUGUGCGAGAUGAAUCUGGUGCCUACCAGCGCGCCAACGGUCUGUUGAAAGGUGGCUUCGUUGGAAAGGAGACAAUUGAAGGCCGUGCUCAUUACGAAGAGUUCAUUUUCGGUAUCGUUAACAACUAUACGCCUAGUGUGUAG
Diaporthe amygdali is the source of this 1158-nucleotide messenger RNA. Its product is annotated as Tyrosinase family protein asqI. The record is from RefSeq and is a predicted model, not a curated record. The transcript has a single exon. Bases 1 to 1158 code for a protein of 385 amino acids. Lineage: Eukaryota; Fungi; Ascomycota; Sordariomycetes; Diaporthales; Diaporthaceae.